AUGGACGACUUGCUCGAAGACUCUUUCUACGAGGAUGACGCCGGUAGCUCCGACUUCGUCCCCGAUGAAGCCCCUAAAGCCAAAGCCAAGGCUAAGGCUUCAAAACCUGCCGCACCCAAGGCCAAGAAAUUAACACAGACCACACUAAAGGCCAAACCUGUCGCGAAAGCCACCAAGAAAAAGGCCAAGGCCGACUCAGAAGACGAACUAUCAGACAACAAUGAUAACUUUGAAGAUUCCGUGAUGUCGAGCACCCCGCCAAACGCAAAGCCCAAAAAAGCCCCUGCGAAGAAAGCCGGGGCAAAACCGCUCGCCGACGUCGCCAACGAGUCCUUUGGGCUUGAUGGUGCUGAUGACGUUGAAUCGACGAAACCUUCGAAGAGUACAGGUGCCGCUGAUAAGUAUCAAAAGUUGACUCAAUUGGAACACAUCCUCAAACGUCCAGAUACCUAUAUCGGAUCGAUCGAGAAGACGACGCAGCAAAUGUGGGUUUACGACACCAGUUCUGAUGCCAUGGAAUUCAGAGAGGUCACCUAUGUUCCUGGGUUGUAUAAAAUAUUCGAUGAGAUUGUUGUUAAUGCCGCAGAUAACAAACAAAACGAUAAGAAUAUGGACGAAAUCAAGAUCACUAUUGACCGAGAAUCGGGCGAGAUCAGCGUAUGGAACAAUGGUCGUGGUAUCCCCAUUGAGAUCCACCCCAAAGAAAAUAUCUACGUUCCCGAACUCAUUUUCGGUCAUUUAUUGACUUCCUCCAAUUACGACGACAACCAAAUGAAGGUUACUGGCGGCCGAAACGGAUUUGGUGCCAAGCUUUGUAACGUCUUUUCGAACGAAUUUACUAUCGAAACAUACGACUCCCGACAAAAGAAAAAGUAUAAACAGACAUGGACUGCAAACAUGAGCAAAAUGGGCAAAGCGAGAAUUACCGAUUGCAAAGGCGAUGAUUACACUAAGAUCACUUUUAAGCCUGACUAUGCAAAAUUUGGCAUGGAAGGCAUGGAUGAUGAUUUCGAGGCUCUCGUCAAGCGCCGUGUUUAUGACUUGGCUGGUACUAGCAAGGUCGCCCUCAAGCUGAACGGAAUCCGGGUGCCGAUUCGCAACUUCAAAAAGUACGUGGAAAUGUACACUAAGGCAAUUAAGAAGGAACGUGGUGAAGAAGCCGCAAACGACAAGAACGAGAUUGUCCUGGCUAAUCCCGAACCGCACUGGGAGAUCGGGUUUGCCGUAUCAGAUGGUUCUUUCCAACAAGUCUCCUUCGUCAACUCUAUCGCGACUACAUCUGGAGGCACCCAUGUCAAUUAUAUUGCUGAUCAAAUUUGCAACCGUCUGGCCGACGCGGUUAAGAAGAAGAAUAAGCAAGGGGCCACGCUUAAAGCCUCCCAAAUCCGCAACCACAUAUUCGUUUUCGUCAAUGCCUUGAUUGUUAACCCAGCCUUCACGUCUCAGACGAAGGAGCAGUUGACAACGAAAUCGAGCCAAUUUGGAAGCAAAUGUGUGCUGGACGAAGACUUUUACAAGAAAGUCUUGAAGACCGAGGUCAUGACGAAUAUUCUGCAUUUUGCCGAAAAGAAAGCCGAUCAGCUUUUGAAGAAAACGGAUGGCAGCCGACGAUCCCGCAUGAAUAAUCCGAAGCUCACUGAUGCAAACAAAGCUGGUACCAGGGAUGGUCAUCAUUGUACUCUUAUUCUUACUGAAGGUGACUCGGCCAAAGGCCUAGCUAUGGCAGGUCGUGCUGUUGUUGGCCCUGAUUUGUUUGGCGUCUUCCCGCUUCGAGGAAAGCUCCUUAACGUUCGCGACGCAUCGAUCGAUCAAAUUUCGAAGAAUGCGGAAAUUCAGAAUAUUAAGAACUUCCUUGGUCUACAGCAUAAAAAGGAGUAUAGUGACACUCGUGGUCUACGAUAUGGGCAUCUUAUGAUCAUGACCGAUCAGGAUCACGACGGAAGUCAUAUUAAGGGUUUGCUUAUUAACUUUCUUCAAGUUCAGUUUCCCAGCUUGUUGAAGAUCCCUGAGUUCCUGAUCGAAUUUAUCACUCCUAUCGUAAAGGUGUGGAAGGGCGAUCCCAAGAACCCGACUAAGUCAAGGUCCUUUUUCACCAUGCCGGAAUAUGAACAGUGGAGGCAAGAACAUGAAAAUGAUCGCGGUUGGCAGCACAAAUACUACAAGGGUCUGGGUACUAGCACUACAGAAGACGCCCAGAUUUAUUUCCGAGAUCUCGACCGCCAUUUGAAAGAAUUCCAUACCAUGCAAGACGACGAGGCGAAGCUCAUUGACCUCGCAUUCUCCAAGAAGAAAGCCGAUGAGCGUAAGGAAUGGCUUCGUCAAUUCAAGCCUGGCACCUUCCUUGACCAUUCGACUAAAAAGAUCACAUACACUGAUUUCAUCAAUAAAGAACUGAUUCUUUUCAGUAUGGCUGAUAAUCAGCGGUCGAUCCCCUCAGUUGUCGACGGUCUCAAGCCAGGUCAACGCAAAGUUCUUUAUACUUGCUUCAAACGUAAUCUCAAGAAAGACAUGAAGGUUGUUGAGUUAGCAGGUCAUGUCUCCGGUAUGACGGCAUAUCAACAUGGUGAAACCUCCUUACAACAGACCAUUAUUGGUCUCGCUCAGAGUUUUGUCGGCUCCAAUAAUAUCAAUUGCUUAGAACCAAGCGGUAACUUUGGUAGUCGUCUCAUGGGUGGCUCCGACUCUGCCAGUGCUCGUUAUAUUUACACUCGGCUGUCACCAUUCGCUCGACGGGUAUUCAACCAAGCUGACGAGCCUCUUCUCACGUACAAUGAAGACGACGGAGAAAAGAUAGAGCCUGAGCUCUAUAUGCCUGUUGUCCCCAUGAUCUUGAUUAAUGGUGCUGAUGGUAUUGGUACUGGAUGGAGUUCAUCUAUUCCUAACUACAAUCCUGAAGAUAUUGUUGAAAACUUGAAGCGGAUGAUGGAUGGACAAGAGCCUGAACCUAUGCAUCCUUGGUUCCGUGGUUUUGCUGGUGAGGUUAGUCCUCUGGGCGCCGACCGGUACAAGUUUAGUGGUAUUAUUAAGGAAACUGGUGAGAAGGAGGUGGAAAUCACCGAACUUCCAAUCCGCACAUGGACUCAGGAUUUCAAAGACAGACUGGAGGAUAUCAUCAAGGCUGAGAAGACGCCAUCCUUCAUCAAAGACUACAAGGAUUACAAUACGCAUACCAAGGUCCAUUUUGUAAUCCAGAUGGACGAGAAACAUAUGAAAUCUGCAAUAUCCGAGGGAUUGGAAGAAAAGUUCAAGCUGUCUAAAACUCUUGCAACCACCAACUUGGUUGCAUUUGAUGCCGAAGGUCGAAUCACGAAAUAUGCCACCGUCAUGGAUAUUUUGAAAGAGUUCUUUACUAUUCGUCUCAAGUUCUAUGAGAGACGUAAGCAGCACCAGCUGUCGGAACUUCAGAAGGAGUUGGAUAGGUUCACCAACCAGGCGCGCUUUGUGCAAAUGAUCAUUGAUGGCAAACUUGUAAUUUCCAAAAAGAAAAAGUCUGUCCUCAUCACUGAGUUGAAAGAAAAAGGAUUCAAGGCUUUCCCCAAGGUUGCGCAAGCCGUCAAAGCUGGCGAGACGGCAGAGGUAGUUGAAGAGGAUGGCUCUGAGGAGGCCGAAGCUGAGAUCGAUUCCAGCGCUUAUGAUUAUUUGCUUGGGAUGCCGAUCUGGUCUUUAACCCAAGAGCGCGUCGAGAAACUUCUCCGUCAAAUUGGAGACAAGGAGAUGGAGAUUGACGACCUCAUCAAGCUCACCAAGGAGGAAAUUUGGCGCCGGGACCUUGAUGAAUUCAUCAACGAGUGGCGCUUCCAGCUUGAGGAUGAAAAGCGUCGCGAGCGUAAAGUUGCGGGUAUGGGUCGUCGUGUAUCUGCGAAGCUUCCAACUUCUAAAGCCCAAACAAAGAAGCGUAAGGCUGAUGAUGACGAUGAUUAUGGAGCUCCGAAAAGCAAGAAAUCCGCAGCGGCCAAGAAAUCUGAACCGAAGGGAGGCUUGAUGAGCUUUCUUAGCAAACCGGCACCCAAACCAACCAAGACAGCCCAACUAGACGGAAUAGAUGAUGAUGACGAUGACGAUAUGGAUUUAGAAGACGACUUCGUUGCAGAGGUACUUCCGAAAAAGAGCCGUGCAGCUCCAAAAGCAGCAGCGAAAAAGUCAUCUGAAGAAGCUGAGGAAAUCAAAGAUGAGGAUUUAGUCGAAGUACCUGCUACGAAGACAGCUCCUCAGGCAGCGUCCAAGACAGCUGCGAAGGUUGCCACUAAACCCGAGACUGAAGCUCGUGCCGCUAGUAAAAAACCCGCCAAGUACGCCGAGUCGAGUGAUUCAGAAGAUAGUUUUGGAGACGACUUCCUGGACGUUAGUAAGAUGGUAAAGGGCAUUGGAGACUCUGCUGGGAAAUCUCUCAUUUCCGAAUUCUCUAGGCCUGGCACUAGUGCGGGCCUGAAACCCUCCGAGAAGGCUUCAAAGAUCAAUACCGAGUUCGAUCCGGAUGAGACAGAUUACAGCAAACUCGUUCCACAGCAGUCACCACGUCGCUCUCUUUUGGUCAAACAGAAAGAGAAGGCAGUUGAAGAUGAUGACAAUGAUGACGGUGAAGACGAGCCUUUGAAACCCCCGGUUAAACCAAAGCCUGCAGCUAAGGCCAAAUCUGCCGCUGCCAGCACUUCUAAGACUACUGCCGCAAAGUCUCGUGGACGCCCUAAGAAAGACGAUGCUGCUCCAGCUGCAGCUGCGAAGAAGACGAAGGUUGUUAGCACCAAAGCCAAGCCAAAGAAGAGGGCCACGGAUGAUUCGGAUGAUGACAUUGAUGCUAUGGCAAAUGACAUCCUCGAUUCUCCGACUGGGGCUAAAUCGGAGGAUGAUGAGGCUCCAAAGGCUCGUCCUUCUCGUCGAGCCGCCUCAACAAAGAAAAAUACAUACAUCAUUGACGAUGACGAUAGCGAGAUGGAUAAUUCAGCUGGCGAUGACUUUGGGGACGACUUUGACGAUUCCGAGUAA
Molecule: messenger RNA, 4983 nt
Organism: Talaromyces proteolyticus
Lineage: Eukaryota; Fungi; Ascomycota; Eurotiomycetes; Eurotiales; Trichocomaceae
Product: DNA topoisomerase II
Exons: 4
Coding region: 1-4983 (1660 amino acids)
Biological process (GO): sister chromatid segregation; resolution of meiotic recombination intermediates; DNA topological change
Cellular component (GO): nucleus
Molecular function (GO): DNA binding; ATP binding; DNA topoisomerase type II (double strand cut, ATP-hydrolyzing) activity
Source: RefSeq, a predicted model, not a curated record